Molecule: messenger RNA, 2104 nt
Organism: Halichondria panicea
Lineage: Eukaryota; Metazoa; Porifera; Demospongiae; Suberitida; Halichondriidae
Exons: 1
Coding region: 102-1757 (551 amino acids)
Source: RefSeq, a predicted model, not a curated record
GUUUUGUUUUAAUCAACUGCAGUUUUAAUCGAAAAGGUUGGUUCAGUUUUUCUGUUCCAAUUGUAUACAUUUGCAGAGUGCAAGCUAGUUUUAAGUUUGAGAUGAUGAUACUUGGAGUGAUUACUAUUGUACUACAGGUAGUUCUAGUGUCCAGUCAAGUAUGCCCUACAUGGUUUAUACGCCAAGCAAACAAGUGUGAGUGCGGACAACAGAUCGAUACUAUAUUGCAGUGCUCGAAUGUGACAUACAGCAUAAAAAUACUAGACGAUUACUGCAUAACAUACAACAAUGACACAGAGCAUUUUGGAGCUUGCCCAUACAAUACAAAAAGUCACCUAUCUAGAUCCAUCAAACUACCAUCUGAUGUAUCAAAGCUAGACAAGGAAAUGUGUGGUCCUCUCAAUCGCACAGGGCUACUCUGUAGUCACUGUCAACCAGGACUGGGACCGGCCGCCUUCUCUUACUACAAAGAGUGUAAGGAAUGCAUGCCACAACCUUUAGGAUGGCUACUCUUCUUUGUCAGGCUUACAGUACCGUUGACUUUGCUCUGUGUGAUUGUUAUUGUGUUCCGGAUAAAUUUUGUUUCCCCAGUUUUGUACAGCUUUGUUUUGAUUGCUCAGGUGCUAAACACUGUAUUGUGUAGAAAUGACCCAUUUGCUAUCAGUGGAUAUACUCCCUCCUAUUCCUUUUAUAAAUUUGUGGCUGACUUUAUGGGACUAUUCAAUUUGGACUUCUUUCUGUUCUUAAUUCCUCCCUUCUGUAUCAGUGAGCACAUGAGCACACUCACAGUCGUAGCAUUGGAGUACUUAGAAGCUCUGUAUCCAAUCACUUUUACUUUGGCUGUAUACUUGUUCAUUUCACUCCACGACAGAGGAUGCAAGAUAAUUGUAAUUUGCUGGAGGCCAUUUCACAAGUGCUUAGCAAGGUUUCGGAGACGCUGGGAACUAAAAGGCUCUGUAGUAAAUGCAUUUGCAACAUUCUUUUUACUAUCCUACAGCAAAUUUUGUUCCAUUUCAAUUAGCCUGUUGAAGCCAAUACCUUUAUAUGACAAAUACGGAAAUGUAACGUACACUCUCUUCUUCGCAGCCGAUUUCAAUGUGGGCACAUACAUUCCACUCGCUAUACUCUCAUCAAUCCUCACUGUUACCGUGGUAUUUCUACCAGCAGUGUUUCUGCUAUUUUACCAGAACCGUUUCUUUCAGAGAUGCCUUUUUUCCUGCAAAAUCAAAUGUGUUCUAAUUCACGAGCUAGCAAACAUCACACAGGGCUAUUUCAAGAACGGCACAACACCUGGUACUAGAGACUGUCGAUGGUUUGCAGGCGUCUACCUACUGCUGAGAAUAAUAUUCAUAGCCUUUGGUGGUCAGGUGUACCACCUUAUUGUGUACCAAAUGAUCUUCAUUAUUACACCUGCUAUCAUCCUUGGCCUACGACCAUACAAGAAAGACCGUUACAACUAUUUUGAUGCUUUUUUCCUAAUACUGUUUGCAAUGGGGUCAGCUUGGUACAUUUACCACGAGGCUUUUAGGAAUAGUCCAUGGUUGUUUGUAUUGAUUAUCGCUAUAUGUUUAGUACUGCUGUACAUCUUAAUGUUUAUUUCAUGGAUGAUAUCUUCCCUAACUAAAUGGUGUGGUUUCAGCUGCUGUCAUCAAACACGAGCUACACACCAGACAGGAUCGUCUACAGAUGAAGAAGCUCUUCCACAUCGUAUCAGUGAUCCAAGCGAAUACGCACUGUUGUUACCAUCAACCACAUAAUUACAUUUCCAGCUGUUAGCAUCCAUUUACUAUACUAUUACAAUACAGAGAACUAUACUUGCUAUGUUUUCUAUGAUUGUAUAGUACUUCAUGAUUAUGAUAAGUCUUAGGGUUUCUUUUAUUCACAAAAAUAUACUAUUGCACAGCUUGGACAUCAUUAUAAGUAUACCUCAUCAUGUACAUGUAGUGCUGUUUAUGUGAAAUAAAUAUAGCAUGCACACACACUGUUAUUUCAAUUCUGCUUACACUGACUUUGUAACCAAAAAUCAAUACAUGCAUGUAUGCGUGGGGUUAAUAAAAGAGCUCUAGACACUUAUAUUGUGCACUUUAAACACGAAGGGGGAGAG